This is a messenger RNA of Lobosporangium transversale, 627 nucleotides long. RefSeq lists its product as hypothetical. The transcript is spliced from 4 exons. The coding region runs from base 1 to 627 and encodes 208 amino acids. The record is from RefSeq and is a predicted model, not a curated record. Lineage: Eukaryota; Fungi; Mortierellomycota; Mortierellomycetes; Mortierellales; Mortierellaceae.
AUGGAUGGCGACGCUCCUGCUGGUCCUGAAGAGUCUGCUCCUGAUGAACCCAAAAGUGUAAAGGCCAGAGGUGGACGACUAUCAUCCCUUACAGAUCGGCUGCGGGCACGUCCUCCGAUACGACUUAUUCCACUAAUACCAGUCUUUGCUUUCAAGCCACGUUCCGAUCCAAGUCCUUCGACCCAUGAUCCGCAAACAGGCCUGCUGUUGGCGACAUCUUUUGAAGUACAUGACUUGUCUUUGCGCGAAUGUCUUCAAGGACUGAUGAAAGAUAAUUGUCGUUUUCCUGUUGUUGCUUUCCUUUUGUUAAUUCAUCUUCUUGCUUCUGAUCUUGUUGUGGGUGAUUUGAGUGGGGAUUGGAUAGACCCCACAUCGACACUGAGGGUACCGGAGACUAGAGUAGGUGAAGACGGUCGAGAAGGUUGCUGCCGUGAUUUAGUUGCCAAAGAGUGUAUGCUUGGUGAAUCGUGUGGAGAAUGUAUAGGUGAACUAGCUCCGUUUGGCAAUCGAGAGGACGACCGUGGUGGAAUGACUGGUGUAGUGGCAGUCGUAUUGACUGUAAGUAACUCUGGAUGCGGUGCUGGUGGAGAUGAUAUGACCUGUCGUCGUCUAGCAGCGAUGGUUUGA